CGCGCCGCUCUGGGAUAACAAGCAUGUCUUUUCCCUACGGUCCAGGUUAACCAUUACUUGAUUUAUAGGUUUGCAGGCUUCUCCUGCAUACUCAAACGUUCGAUGGACGCGGACAUCCUGGCGCCCGGUGGCUCGAGAGGCGCUGUGACACUUCUGUUCUAGUGCAAGACCGGAACGUUCACAAUGCUUGUUGACGCUCGUUCGGAGAGGACCAUGAACUGGAAUACCACUGGGACGAAAACGUCGGAAUGCACAAUAUCCCGGCCCUGGAUGCUGCCCUGUAUCAUAUCUCGCCAGAGGCGAGCGACUUUUUCAAGUCCCAGACGGGAAUAUACGACGACGAAGAGCUCAAGCUCCAUAUCCUGGCGGUGCAGCGGAAAGCGUAUGAGGUCGUCCCAUACCCAUGCCUUCGGAUAUUUACCUUCACCCACUUGGAUAUGUCACGCCUGGACAUAUACCCACACAUACUUGAGAUUGGGAAGACAAAGCCUGGAUCCAUUCUGAUGGAUCUUGCAUGCUGUUUCGGAGGUGACGCCAGGAAAGCAGUUGCUGACGGAUAUCCUGUGGAGAAUAUCGUUCUGUCAGAUCUCAGAGGAGAAUUCCUGCAACUUGGACACGAGCUCUUCAAAACGACACCCGAUACCUUUCCUGCCACAAUGAUUGAGACCAACAUCUUCGACCUGGAACCUCGCCAGCCCGUCCACGACGUUGACAUCGAGCGCAUCGCGGAUUUGUCAGAUGUAAAGUCACUCGACGCGCUGUAUGGACAGGUCUCCGUCCUACACGCCUCCAAGCUCUUCCACCUGUUCGACGAAGAGAAACAAGUGAAGCUCGCGCGCGCUCUGGCCUCCCUUCUUUCUCCGGAGCCGGGCUCCGUGAUCUGCGGCGCGCAAGGCGGCUACCACACCAAGGGCUGGCGCUCUCACCGAACGUGGUCGACCGAUUUCGAGUAUUUUUGCCACUCUCCCGAGAGCUGGGAAGAGCUGUGGAACGGCCGCGUGUUUGAGAAAGGAACGGUCAGGACGGAGGCUGUGUUACGUCCCUAUGCUAGCUUGGAUGGAGAGCUGCUUUUCUUGGAGUGGAGCGUUAUCCGCCUUUGAAGUUAUGUCCUAUAUAACGUUGAUACGUCGAAUUUCUAUGCUAUCUUUCAGUAG
Molecule: messenger RNA, 1154 nt
Organism: Coniophora puteana RWD-64-598 SS2
Lineage: Eukaryota; Fungi; Basidiomycota; Agaricomycetes; Boletales; Coniophoraceae
Exons: 7
Coding region: 249-1100 (283 amino acids)
Source: RefSeq, a predicted model, not a curated record